Dovyalis caffra is the source of this 1116-nucleotide messenger RNA. The record is from the annotation of a GenBank genome assembly. NCBI's taxonomy places the organism in Eukaryota, Viridiplantae, Streptophyta, Magnoliopsida, Malpighiales, Salicaceae.
AUGAUAUGUGCCAUGUUUAAGGGCGGAGAGAGAAGAUUGCUUUCUUCGCUGCUCUCAUCAACCUCGCUCUCAACUCCCAAAACCCCGUUCACUCCAAUUCAACCCAUCAAAGACUCAAAAUUUAACAAUUAUAUUGCAAAUGGGGCAUCUGGGUUUAUGGGUAUUAGGGCUUAUAGUUUGUUGAGUUUGAAUGAUUUGAGAGACAAUGUGCCAAGGAAGCAGAAGAUAAGAAAAGGCCGUGGUAUUGGGUCUGGUAAAGGAAAGACAGCAGGGAGAGUUCAUAAAGGACAGAAAGCUAGAGGGACUAUGAAGUUUGGUUUUGAAGGUGGACAGACUCCAAUGCGGAGGCGUUUGCCCAAAAGGGGGUUUAAGAAUCCCUUCAGUCUCACUUUUCAGCCUGUAGGGUUGGGAAAAAUUGCAAAACUUAUCAAUGCAGGGAAGAUAGAUUCCCAUGAAUUAAUCACAAUGAAAACCCUCAAGGAAACUGGGGCCAUUGGGAAGCAGAUAAAAGAUGGAGUAAGACUGAUGGGACGUGGUUUGGAGAAGAUCCAAUGGCCUAUCCAUCUGGAGGGUGGCACUAUAGGUAUUUUGGUGUCAAGUGUAGCAGGAGCAGAUAGAAUCGCUCAAGCUGCUUUAUCUUGCAAAACUGAUGAUGAUUGCAAGAAAUACCCCAUUGUGUGUCCAGCGACCAACUUCAUGGAGGAUUUUGAUUUUGCAGCAAUGAAUGAAAAGUUCAAGAAGGAUGAAAUAUGGGGUCAGCUAGGUAAAAGUAACAAAUGUAAAACAAAAGGCGAAGGUGAUGAUAAUGAUAAUGAUAAUGACAAUGACAAUGAUGAAGAUUCAAAUGGAUUGACAAAAGUUGAGACAAAGCCUGUCUUUGGUAAGGAUAAUUUUUUUGAUUCAGUUUCCCACAAUUCACUCAAUCACGACCCCUGGAAAGGAAUGGUUAAAUUCUCAGAACAAAUGAAAUUAGAUAAAGAGACAUUUGGAGAUAUUGAAUCAAAUCCUGGCGGCCGAGCACAAGGAUCUCGUUAUGGAAGGGGAUAUUGCCAUGCAGGAUGGGGCAGGGAAAGGGUAAGGGGGAGGGGACUGGCCAUAUGGAGUCGCGUUACCUAG